CUCGGCCCCGGCUCCUCGCGCUUCUCCGCCUCGCUCCUCUCCGGGGGCUCCCGCGCCGCGCUGGCCACCACGGUGUUGCUGCAGGGAGCCUCUGGGAGUCCAAGGGUGGAGAGAUCUGCCUUCAUCUGAAGAUCUCUGCUAAAGGUAAAGACCUCCUAACGGGCCAGACAGCCUUAGCAGGAGUUCAGAAGCCUUACACCAAGAAUCCUUUAGAGCAUUACAUUCCCCUAUUCGGAGUGUGGACAAGUGUUUGGCAUUCUGCUUCUACAGAUCGCUGCCGCUCGUGGAGCGCAGAGGGGACGGCGAGACUCCCGCAUCUUUCAGCGAGAAGAAAGGAGCCAGCGGAGCAGACUAAUACGGACUUGUGUCGGGUGCCCUUGCACUACAAAGGCUGCCUUUAAAAGAGGAACGCAGUGCUAUUUAAUGAGCUGUGAGAUGAGGCACUGCUGCUAACGCUCAGAUCCCAGGAUUCAUCGGCUAUUCGUUGUGCUUAAUGUACAUGUUUCUGCACCGUGCAUUUAGGAGAUCCCAGAGAAGAAUCCAAAACGGCUGCGGGGGAAAGACCACCAAACAUGCCUACAGAAACAUUACCGACAGGUAGCAUGGUGAAGCCGGUCAGCCCUGCCGUGACUUUCACAUCUGCCGUUCCUCUCCGCAUCCUGAACAAAGGACCUGACUAUUUUCGCAGGCAGGCGGAGCCUAAUCCAAAAAGACUGAGUGCGGUGGAGAGGCUCGAAGCCGACAAGGCAAAAUACGUCAAGAGCCAGGAGGUCAUCAAUGCCAAGCAGGAGCCUGUGAAGCCGGCAGUGCUGGCGAAGCCACCGGUCUGUCCUGCAGCCAAGCGAGCGCUGGGGAGCCCCACCUUGAAAGUCUUCAGCAACAAUGCAAAGACUGAGAGUGGAGUCCAGAGAGAAAAUCUGAAACUUGAGAUUUUGAAGAACAUCAUCAACAGCUCUGAAGGCUCCAGCUCGGGUUCAGGGCAUAAGCACGGUCCCCGAAAUUGGCCACCCCACAGGGCCGACUCGACAGAGCUGAACCGACACUCGUUUGCGGAAUCCUUGAAGGUUUACCCCACGCAGGGCCGGAGCAGCCCACAGGAGAGCAGCUCCAAUGUCAGCAGAAGGCUCCUAGAUCAGUCAGCAGAGACUUUCUUGCAUGUCUCUCACAGCUCUUCAGACAUUAGGAAAGUAACUAGUGCAAAGCCCUUAAAAGCAAUACCCUGCAGUAGUUCAGCCCCACCUCUGCCUCCAAAGCCCAAAAUCGCUGCCAUUGCCACCCUGAAAUCCCCAGAGAUUGAGGCAGUCGAGUCUGGAUGCGGAGUUAGUAGAAGACCCUCCCUACAGCGAUCAAAAUCAGACUUAAGCGACAGAUACUUUCGCGUUGACGCAGAUGUUGAACGGUUCUUUAACUACUGCGGACUGGAUCCUGAAGAGCUUGAAAACCUUGGGAUGGAAAACUUUGCAAGGGCUAAUUCUGAUAUUAUAUCCCUCAACUUUCGCAGUGCAAGCAUGAUUAGCUCAGACUGUGAACAGUCUCAGGACAGCAACAGUGACCUUAGAAAUGAUGACAGUGCCAAUGACCGUGUGCCAUAUGGCAUUUCUGCCAUUGAAAGGAAUGCCAGAAUCAUCAAGUGGUUAUAUAGCAUCAAGCAAGCUAGAGAGUCACAGAAAGUGUCCCAUGUGUGAGAGAGAAAUCCACCAUAAAAAAAAACAAAAAAACAAGGACUGUAUCUUUGUCUGUGAAUAUUCAGUUUGUGAAGGGUUGUGAAGUCUACUUGAAGUCUUGUACCCUUCUCAAAUCUCUUUGUGUUGCUUGUUGUGCAAUGUUUCCAAGUUGCAUGCCUGUCAACAUGUGAGCUGACCUGGCUUCCACUUGAACAAUAACUAACUACAAAGCCUGGCUGAGCAUACACAUUAUCUGCCAAAAGUUUAAGACAAGAAUCUGAUUAGGGCUUCAGUAUAAUCAAAGUGUUUACAUGGAAAGGUUAUAUGACUUCUUUGGUAUUUAUGUGGUUCCUUGUGGAUUUUAUAUAUGUCACUUUUUGUCUUAAUACAGAUGUUGUCAACUGACAUUACUCGUUUCUAAGUUGAAAGAGAAUCCCUUUGGGGGGAGGAAAAGUGGAAUUGGCCAAAAUAUGAGGUUUAGGCAUAUGACGAUAGGCAAAGCAGCCUUAUCUCUUGUAGAAAGUGCAUUAUUGGCACACAAAAGCUGUUUCUAAAAGGCGAAGAAUGCUAUGUUCUUAAAUUAUGUAUCGUUGUUAAAAUAUAUAUCCCUACUUGUAGUAAGGCACUGUUCAGUAAGUUUCUUUUUCCUAGGUAAGCUCCCUCUGUUUUACAGCAGAAGUAGUCUAGUGAAUCUGCUUGACCUCUCAUAAACUAAAUGAGUCUUGCAUUUGGGUUGGUGCAAGCAUUUUAAUGAUUUUGUAUUAUACCAGUUGGAAAAGCUUAAAGAAGGUUGGAGUCAGCAGAUGAAAAUGGCACAGGUGCAGGAUUUUGUGGGUUUGAUAUUUACUCAAAGAUUCCUGGUCUUAAACUUUUGACAGGAAUAAUUAGAUCCUAUAGCUGAUAUUGAAUGCCUUUAUUAGUCAAAACACAUCAUGACUACAAACUCCAUGCUGUCUUAAUUUUUUUUUUUGUAGACCUAUUUGAACAGUUAAUGAACAAAAAUGGAAACACACAGCCAUAUCAAUAUAACACCUCCUAUUCAGAAGUAAAUACACCCAGUAGCUGAACUAUAUCUGAAAAAAAUGUGAUUAUGUUGUCUUGCAUAUGUUAUAUCUAAGGCUGUGAAAGUUUGUUCCAGCUCUAGGAAAGUGUAGAAACAUGACAGUAUGUAGCUUUUCUUUUCUUUUUUUUUUUUCCUCCUUAAGAUGGUUAGUGCUGCGGAUCAACCUGUUACAAAUCUUUCAACAACCUGUCUUCCCAGUGAUUUAAUUAAUUGUCAUUUCAACUGACAGUGGUGGUGUGGUAGUGGAGAAGUUGAAAGUACAGUGGUCUGCUUCAUUAUUAUUGUAUUCACGCUUUGAAGUAAAUUGCAGCACUACCUUAUACUACAUCAGCUAAUAGGAAACUUUUUUAUUGUGUAAAUGCUGUAAGACUUUGUAUAUACUUCAGUUGUUACAAAAUCUUUAAAAGGAAGAGUGUUAUGCUAAUAAAUAGCUCCUGGUGCAGGUAUGGUAGGGUUUUUUUGUUCUUAUUUUCACCCCUCCCAUUCUUAAAACUGUAACAGGAACUCAAUUGCAGUGUGUUUUAGUGCUGUAGAAGGUCUUGGUUAAAUAAUAGUUCCAGUAAAAGGUUUCUUUUACUAAAGUGCUUUUCAGAAUAUAAUUUUUUAUAAAAUAACUAUAGCAGCAUGAUCUGUCUGAAGAACUAGAAGAGAUUUUCAAGACUCCUAAAAUAGCUUGCUUCUUCCUUACCUAGCAAUGUUACUGUUCCCGUUUAUAGCAUCUGUUCGUAAUGAAUCACCGCAGUCUUCUGAAUUAUUCUUCAGUAGUGCUUAUUUAUAUAUUUGAAUAUUAAAGAUGUUUUACAAAGUCGGGUUCUAUCUUUUCUCUGAGAAGCCUGUAGCCCAGCUUCUUAUAGAUAGCUACAGUUAGUGCAGGCAAGACUGGAAGCGGAGCCAUGCAGUCAUUUGUUUCCUAUGGAAUUAUCCUACAUCCAGUUUUAUAUAAUUGUUCUCUAAAUGUUUGUUCAUGGAGGGGGAGAAGCACACAUUCAGUUUCAGCACACAUUCAGCUUCAGGAGGCUACUCUAUGAUUUUUUACAGUUGACUUCACAACCUAAGACUUACAACAUUCCUAGCUCAG
Pseudopodoces humilis (Tibetan ground-tit) is the source of this 3805-nucleotide messenger RNA. RefSeq names its product family with sequence similarity 110 member B (gene FAM110B). Lineage: Eukaryota; Metazoa; Chordata; Aves; Passeriformes; Paridae. The record is from RefSeq and is a predicted model, not a curated record.